Messenger RNA from Nilaparvata lugens (brown planthopper), 662 nucleotides. RefSeq lists its product as uncharacterized. Gene Ontology annotation, cellular component: plasma membrane. The coding region runs from base 35 to 637 and encodes 200 amino acids. Lineage: Eukaryota; Metazoa; Arthropoda; Insecta; Hemiptera; Delphacidae. Gene Ontology annotation, molecular function: olfactory receptor activity; odorant binding. The transcript has 4 exons. The record is from RefSeq and is a predicted model, not a curated record. Gene Ontology annotation, biological process: detection of chemical stimulus involved in sensory perception of smell; sensory perception of smell.
CUUGUUCUACUCAGCUGAGGCGUAUUGUCUGAUAAUGUCUGUAUGUUUGGCUACUGAAAGGGUUUUGGCCGACUAUGAGACUAUUGGUUUUCUACUAGAAGAGCUUGUCAAAGAUUUUCCAGAUGAGAGAGACAUCGAUGGUAACUGUGAGGGACAGAAUAUGAAGAUGUUAAGAGAAGAUAUGAGGCGAAUAGUAUGGUGUCACCAGAGUUUGAAUAGAAACUUCAAGAACUGUGCAGAAAAUUCAGCGUUUCCAAUCCUGAUGACCACUUGUGUAAUGUGUGUUGACACCUGUAUGAAUAUCUAUAUUCUGCUUGAGGCAGAUGAUUUGGAGACAAUAAUAAAUUAUGCUGUAAUUUGUGUUUUCAUAAACGUUACAAUAUUCUUCUCCUACAAUACGGGCCAGCGAAUUUCAAACCAGAGUGACAUAUUCCGCCAAUCUUUGGCAGAUGUACCGUGGAUAGGAAAACCAAAAUGGUUCAAGCAGGCGUUGAUCGUUAUGAUGCUGCGUACAAACAUUGACAACCAGAUGAAACCUUACGGCAUCUAUGUCCUCAACUACUUGUCCUUCAAAGAUGUCAGUCUCAUAAAAAAUCAUACAGUUUCUAUGUGUUUCACUAUUCACAUUUAUAACUAAAACAUAGGCUACAUAAUAUUUUCAA